Messenger RNA from Striga hermonthica, 816 nucleotides. Lineage: Eukaryota; Viridiplantae; Streptophyta; Magnoliopsida; Lamiales; Orobanchaceae. The record is from the annotation of a GenBank genome assembly.
AUGGCCACAAAGUUGAUCCAAUCACCAAUCCCAGCUUCCCACGUGUUCCUUCUGAGACCCAUUACCAGCAGCAAUAAGAAGACGAUGAAACUCGACACUCCAUUGAACUCCAUUAAUGCCAUCAAAUUAGGAUUUUGCUCCCAUUAUUCUUCAUUUCCUUAUUUCAAACCCGCCGCCCAAAACAGCUCCGAGGUGGUAAUAACAGAAGAAGAAGAACCUACAGAAAGAUGGACUCUUGCCCAAAUCAAACAUCAUCUUUUUGGUGCCCUUCAAGGUAUCACGAACAGAGGCAUAUUUGGAGUCCCAUCUGCAAAGAAAUCUGAAAUUGAAAAGGCGGUCCAGCUUUUGGAGUCUCAAAAUCCCACUCCUGAACCCACCCAGUCUUUAGAAAAGGUUGGUGGAGCUUGGAAGCUGAUUUACAGCACAAUUACAGUUUUGGGAUCUAAAAGGACUAAGUUAGGACUAAGGGAUUUUAUUACCUUGGAGGAUAUUUUCCAGAUUAUUAAUGUUGCUGAGGGCAAAGCAGUUAACGUGAUCAAGUUCAGUGCCAGAGGACUGAAUAUGUUGUCUGGACAGUUAACAAUUGAAGCUUCAUUUAAAGUCGUCUCCGAAUCAAGAGUUGAUAUCAGUUACGACAAGUCAAUGAUAACUCCUGAUCAGCUGAUGAAUGUGUUCAGCAAAAACUACGACCUUCUCCUGGGAAUCUUCAGUCCAGAGGGCUGGCUCGAGACCACAUAUGUUGAUGAUUCUUUGAGAAUUGGCAGAGACGACAAAGGAAAUGUCUUCAUUUUGGAGAGACGAGACGAUAAAUCCUGA